Molecule: messenger RNA, 447 nt
Organism: Cavenderia fasciculata
Lineage: Eukaryota; Evosea; Eumycetozoa; Acytosteliales; Cavenderiaceae
Gene: hspK
Product: heat shock protein Hsp20 domain-containing protein
Exons: 2
Coding region: 1-447 (148 amino acids)
Biological process (GO): response to hydrogen peroxide; protein complex oligomerization; protein folding
Source: RefSeq, a predicted model, not a curated record
AUGGCAACAACUGUUAUAUUUAAUCCACACAAAGAAAUGAAAAAGUUACAAAGAAAGUUGUUUGAGAAUGGUGGCUCUGGUGGACAAGGAUCAUCACCUUCACGUAUCAAUAUUUGGAGACCUGUGGUUGACAUUAAGGAGAAUGAUACCGACAUUGUCAUUGUCUUUGAGUUGCCAGGGUUAAACAAGGAGAAUGUAACCAUCGAUGUUUCCAAAGAUAUCUCUACUAUUAUCAUUAGUGGUGAAAAGAAAUUUAACAAAAAAGAUGAAACUGAAAAAUGUCAUAGAAUUGAAAGUUCAUAUGGAAAGUUUAUUAGAUCAUAUCGUUUGCCACCUGGAACCGAUCCAGCUAAAAUCAAGGCAUCAAUGAACGACGGUAUCCUUGAAAUUCAAAUUCCAAAGGAAAAGAUGGAAAAGAUGAAGAUUCCAAUCGCUUCCAAACUCUAA